This is a messenger RNA of Pyrus x bretschneideri (Chinese white pear), 1113 nucleotides long. RefSeq names its product B3 domain-containing transcription factor VRN1-like. The coding region runs from base 1 to 1113 and encodes 370 amino acids. NCBI's taxonomy places the organism in Eukaryota, Viridiplantae, Streptophyta, Magnoliopsida, Rosales, Rosaceae. Gene Ontology annotation, molecular function: DNA binding. The transcript is spliced from 4 exons. The record is from RefSeq and is a predicted model, not a curated record.
AUGGCUUCUGUACACGGGAAAACUGAUAACUGGCCUCCCCAUUUUUUUAAAGCCAUCCUAGAGGACACUUCUAGCAACAGAAAACUAAGUAUUCCAAAGAAAUUUGGGAAGAAAUAUGGAGAUAAGCUUUCAAACCCAGUACUUCUUAAGCUUCCAAAUGGUUCAGAAUGGCCAGUAGAACUCAGAAGAUGGGAUGGUAAGGCUUGGUUUGACAAUGGUUGGCCAGACUUCUCUGAGUUUUACUCUCUACGCUGCGGUCACUGGCUAGUAUUUCAAUAUGAAGGGAAUUCCAAAUUCAACGUGUUCAUAUUUGAUAGAAGUUGCACAGAGAUUGACUAUCCAGAAGCAAUGCCCCAGAUGGACUCAGCUGAUCAAGAUGAUGAUUCUGAUGAUGAUUUAGACGAUUAUUCAACCCAUAGGGGGAAAUCUACAUUGCCUUGUACUAGGCCUCAAAAGAAAAACAGAACAAGUUCAAGUGGGAAAGAUAAUUUUCCCGCUAAUAAACGUGGAGAAGGCAAAUCUAACACUCGAAUAUUCGAGAAACAAAGACCUGGGUAUGUUGGGAGAAUGAAUACAUUGACUAAGAAUGGAAAAGCUACAGCUCUUGAUAGAGCCGAGGUCUUCAAAUCUCAAAACCCUUCUUCUUUCCAUGUUGCCACGAAGCCAACUUAUCUUCGACGAUUCUUGUGGUUGCCCUCUGAGUGUCGCAAUCUACAUCUUGUGAGGGAUUCUAGUAAGGUUACCCUUCGAGUUUCGGAUGGAAGAACUUGGCCUGUUGAUAUGAAUUACGACAAAGGAAAAUCCAGUUUCACUUUCUGUAGAGGUUGGUUGGAAUUUGUGCGUGACAAUAAUUUGGUACUGGAUGAUGUGUGCGCUUUUGUGUUGAAUACCAACAACACUAAACCUUUGUUUGAUGUCAUCCUUUUCCGAGCCCAUGAUGAUGGGGAAAAAACAGUGCUUGAGAUAGAAGAAGGUGAUUUUCUACCCUGCCCAAAAUCGGAGGGGAGAUCUCCAAUAGCACCGCAGUCCCACAAGAAAAAGAGAACAAGUUGGAGUCCGAAAGCUAGAGCUGGUCCUGAGUUUUUAGGAGCCUGGGACAAAAUUCUAAAUUGA